AUGCCCCUCCCAAUAAUCCACAUCAACGGCUUCCCUGGUAUAGGGAAGCUCACCAUCGCCCGAAAGCUCGUCGCCCUACUAGCGCCAUACAAUGGCAAACUUGUCCAUAACCACCUUCUCAUCGAUCCUGCUGGCGCCAUCCUGUCGCGCGCCAGCGCCGACUACCAACCCCUACGACGCGCAAUCCGAACAGCCAUUUUCGACACAUUGGCUACCUCACGAGAUACCUUUGACUCGGUCUUUGUCUUCACCGACUUUCAAUCCGAUGACGAUAUUGGUAGCGCUGUCAUGGGAGAGUACCGUGCCAUGGCAGCCCGUCGUGGCUGCGCUUUUAUACCCAUCGUUGUAACUUGCAGCAAGGAAGAGAACCUACGCCGGCUUACCUCCAUGGAAAGAUCUCAGCAUGAGAAGCUAACCGAUGUGGAGUUGGUGGCACGGAUACGUGAUAACAGCGUGAUACAUCAGUCGCCAGAUGACUUCUUUAGGAUGGAACUGGACGUCACAGAGCUGGACGAGGAAACAGCCGCGCACAUGAUAUACGAGCACAUCUUGAAGGUUUCGGAGAACAGAUUGGUUUCUUAG
This is a messenger RNA of Fusarium sp. VM40, 582 nucleotides long. The record is from the annotation of a GenBank genome assembly. Lineage: Eukaryota; Fungi; Ascomycota; Sordariomycetes; Hypocreales; Nectriaceae.